GUGAAACGUUGAAAGGGGACAGCAUCGGUUGGCGGAGAUUUUUGGGUCGGCGAUGGUGGAAAAGUAGUCACUUGUUGCAAAUUGGAAAAACCCAAUGGCUGGGAGGGAUUGGGGGAAGUCGGUUCCGCCUUUUAUCGAAGACAGAAAACAGCUCGACUUUUUUGGGUAUAUCUUUGUCAUGGCCUCGAGUAAAAUGCCAUAUCAAAGUGUUGCUCGCUGCUAUGCGGAUGCCAAUAGUCGAAUGCCGAGUAGUUACUGGGAUUACGACACUCAUCAAGUACAGUGGGGUCUUCAAGAAAAUUAUGAAAUUAUUCGAAAAGUCGGUCGUGGAAAAUAUUCUGAAGUCUUUGAGGGUAUCAACAUUACCAACAACGAACGCUGUGUUAUCAAAGUCUUGAAACCUGUAAAGAAGAAGAAGAUCAAGAGAGAAAUCAAAAUCUUGCAAAACUUGGCAGGCGGUACCAACGUUGUCGGUCUUCUUGAUGUUGUGAGAGAUCCUCAGUCAAAGACGCCGGCUCUCAUUUUUGAAUAUGUGAACAAUACGGAUUUCAAAAUCCUAUAUCCAAGAUUAACCGAUUAUGAUAUUCGAUACUAUAUGCUGGAACUUUUGAAGGCAUUAGACUACUGUCAUUCAAAGGGUAUCAUGCAUCGUGAUGUGAAGCCUCAUAACGUGAUGAUCGAUCAUGAAAAACGCCAGCUGCGACUGAUUGAUUGGGGUUUAGCAGAAUUUUAUCAUCCUGGCACAGAGUAUAACGUUCGCGUCGCAUCAAGAUAUUUUAAGGGACCUGAACUUUUGGUCGACUUUCAAGAAUACGAUUACAGUUUGGAUUUAUGGAGUUAUGGCUGCAUGUUCGCGAGUAUGAUCUUCCGCAAGGAACCAUUCUUCCAUGGCCAUGACAACUAUGAUCAACUUGUGAAAAUUGCCAGAGUGCUUGGCACAGAUGAGUUGUUCGCAUACCUCAAUAAAUAUGAUAUCGAACUGGAUCAGCAGUACCACGAUAUUUUAGGAAGCUACCCUCGUAAACCAUGGAGCAAGUUUAUCAACAAAGAUAAUGUUCAAUUUGUCUCCGAUGAAGCUAUAGACUUUUUGGAUCAUUUAUUGCGAUAUGACCAUCAGGAACGUCUGACGGCUCAGGAAGCCAUGAAUCACAAAUAUUUUGAUAUUGUGAAGAGAACAGAGGCGACCAAUUUACAAUGAUGACAUAACAUAUUUUUUAUGUACCAUUAAACUAUCCAGCAUUACGUGGCAGUGACAUUUCACUUGUUGCUCCAUCCUAGCUUUGAUCAUUUGACCCUUAUUGUUUUCUUUCUAUCCUCUUCAAGUCAUGAAUUAGUUUUUUUCCCGCUAAUAAUGAAACUUGUUUACAAUGUGCUUACUUUUUAUCACCUUAUCAUUUCUCUUUUUUUUCGCUUCCUUCCCGUUUGUACGUUGUCUCAAUCUUAUACAAAUCCAUCCUUUUGAUAAUACAGACGACAUCUUACACCGAACUGUCAUUGAAAAAAUUGUAGGAUCAGUCUUCCGGAAUGCUUC
Molecule: messenger RNA, 1531 nt
Organism: Radiomyces spectabilis
Lineage: Eukaryota; Fungi; Mucoromycota; Mucoromycetes; Mucorales; Radiomycetaceae
Product: Pkinase-domain-containing protein
Exons: 8
Coding region: 95-1198 (367 amino acids)
Biological process (GO): regulation of transcription by RNA polymerase III; protein phosphorylation; regulation of transcription by RNA polymerase I
Cellular component (GO): cytosol; nucleus; protein kinase CK2 complex
Molecular function (GO): protein serine/threonine kinase activity; ATP binding
Source: RefSeq, a predicted model, not a curated record